AUGGCACCAACUCCGUGGAUUCCCAACCAGUACCCAACGGCGCGCCAUUCUGACCACGUCGAUCGCUACAAAAGCGCUCAGCGCGGCGACGUCGCGGUUCCCGACCCAUACAACUGGUUGGAGAAUGACACAGACGAAACAGACAAAUGGACUACCUCUCAGGAGCAAUUUACUAGGGCUUUCCUGGAUAAAAACCCCCAUCUCGACCGCCUGGAAAACGUGUUUCGCGACUGCAACAACUUUGCCAAGUUCUCCGCCCCAAAGCUUUAUGAUGACGGCCGAUGGUAUUGGUUCUACAAUAGCGGCUUGGAGCCACAGACGGCAAUGUAUCGGUCGAUAGACAGCAAGCUCCCGGACUUUGCUAAUGUUAAAGGCAGCGGUGGAGACAUUUUCUUUGAUGUGGGGCUUGUUUUUCCGCCUGCGUUUUCCCUUCCUCUAAUGUUAUCCACUUCUGAAGCCCAAUGCUCUCUCCUCGGACGGAACUGCUUCGCUAGCCACCUUCAAAAUGUCGAACUGCGGAAAGUAUUUCGCAUAUGGCAUUUCGUAUUCCUGAAUGACCUCAAAGCCACUCUCGGCCUCGCUGGUAUUCAGGGUAGCGACUGCAUGACGAUCUAUGUGCGCCCGUCAGACUCACCGCUCAACAAGGAAGUGGAUAUGAAGAAUGACACUGGUCGCUUCCCCGAGGAGAUUAAGUUUGUCAAAUUCUCAUCGAUAACAUGGACGCCUGGCUCCGAAGGUUUUUUCUAUCAGCGGUACCCUGGUAAAAAUGGCACUGAUAAAAGCAGUGCGAUUACCACCGACGGGGAUUUGGACGCGAUGAUUUACUAUCACCGCCUUGGAACGUCACAGGCGGAGGAUGUGCUGGUCUACCAGGAUAAGGAGAACAGGGAAUGGAUGUUUAGCAUAGAGGUCACAGAGGAUGACAAAUACCUUAUACUUUACCUUCUCAAGGAUAGCUCCAGACAAAAUCUUUUGUGGAUAGCUGACUACGAUACCAACGGCAUUGGGCCCAACAUCCAGUGGCGCAAAGUUGUGAACAAGUUUGAGGCCGAAUACGAUCCAGUCGCCAACAAGGGUUCAGUGUUCUACAUUCGCACCAACAAGUUGGCGCCGCAAUACAAAGUCAUCACAAUUGACAUCGCGAAAGGCAACGAGACCAAGGAUCUCAUUCCCGAAAGUGAGGCGUAUCUCUCCAGUGUCCUCAGCGUAAACAAGGACUACUUCGCCAUCACCUACAAGCGCAAUGUCAAGGACGAACUUUAUGUCUAUUCGCACGAGGGCAGGCAGCUCACCCGUUUGGCUGAGGAUUUCGUUGGUGCCAUAUCAGUCAGCGGGCGAGAAAAGCAGUCAUGGUUUUUUGCAACGAUGCAUGGGUUCACCUCACCGGGGACGGUCGGGAGAUACGACUUUACGGCACCGGAAGGCCAACGUUGGAGCAUUCUUCGGUCUACGCAACUCAAUGGAUUGGAUGCGAACGACUUCGAGGCCCGACAGGUCUGGUUCGACAGCAAGGACGGAACGAAGGUCCCCAUGUUUGUCGUCCGACACAAGUCAACAAAGUUCGAUGGCACGGCACCCGCGCUGCAAUACGGUUACGGCGGCUUCAGCAUAUCCAUCGACCCGUUCUUCAGUGCAACGAUCCUCACAUUCCUCCAAAAGUACGGCGCCGUCUUGGCCGUCCCUAAUAUCAGGGGUGGCGGAGAGUUCGGGGAGGAAUGGCACAAGGCCGGGUCGAGGGAGAAAAAGGGAAAUUGCUUCGACGAUUUCAUCGCUGCAACCGAAUAUUUGGUGAAGAACAACUAUGCAGCACCGGGGAAGGUGACAAUCAACGGUGGAUCAAACGGAGGCCUAUUAGUGUCCGCUUGCGUCAAUCGCGCACCUGCAGGAACCUUCGGGUGUGCAAUUGCCGAGGUCGGGGUGCACGAUCUACUGAAGUUCCAUAAAUUUACCAUUGGAAAGGCCUGGUCCAGCGACUAUGGGAACCCAGAUGAUCCAUCGGAUUUCGACUUCAUCUUCCCCUUGUCCCCUCUUCACAACAUCCCAACCAACAAGAUGUUGCCUCCCUACCUUCUGUUGACUGCGGAUCACGAUGAUCGUGUGGUUCCUAUGCAUUCGUUCAAGCUGGCAGCCACGCUCCAACAUCUUCUCCCACACAACCCCAACCCCUUGCUCAUCCGAGUCGACAAGAAGGCUGGACAUGGUGCUGGUAAAUCAACACAGCAAAAAAUCAAGGAAAACGCGGAUAAAUAUGGUUUUAUCGCACAAACUUUGGGCCUCGAAUGGAAAGAAGCAGCUAGCCUUUGA
Messenger RNA from Cyclocybe aegerita, 2304 nucleotides. Lineage: Eukaryota; Fungi; Basidiomycota; Agaricomycetes; Agaricales; Hemipholiotaceae. The record is from the annotation of a GenBank genome assembly.